AUGGGUUUCUUCGAUGCAGUUAGGGACAACUUCCAAGAAUUCGUUUUCAGUUUGACAACUAAUGAUCGUUACGCUUCUUCAAAUUCUCCUUAUGUCUCAUCUUCAAAUCAAAACUCAUCUCAACAAAACUUCAUGGCUAACAAUAACCAAUCAACUGCUUCAGUAAACUCAAAUAAUGUAAUCUAUACUCCAGGUUUACGAUCAAGAACAAUAAUCGGUGAGGUUCCACUAAAUGACUUUGUUAAUGGCUUGCCCCCUGCUCCUCCAAUCCAAGAAAUCUGGGAAAGAUUAGAAAAUUUUUUUGAUGAAAAUUAUGUAGAAUUAUACGAUAAUUUAUCUGAUCCUGCCACCGCUGCUGAUUUGAAUGAAUUGGAAAACGACUUAAAUUGCACUCUACCUUUGGAUAUUAGAGAAAGUUGGCAAAUUCAUGACGGUCAAGAAAGACCAGGUAAGCCUACAGGUGUGAUAAUGGGGUUGACUCUAUUAGAUAUCGAAUCAAUUGUAGAAGAAUAUGGUGUUUGGCAAACUGCUGCAAAAAGAAUCAACCAUCAAAAAUAUUUAUAUGAUCAAAAAAAAACAAGAAUAAUAGCUCCUCCAAAACCUGGUAUCAACUUUGUCGCUCAUCAACAUUCAAUACCUGAAGGUUCAAUUCAACCAACUUAUGUUCAUCCUGGCUGGAUUCCACUAGCAAAAGAUUUUUCUGGUAAUAAUAUCGCUGUUGAUUUAGCUCCUGGUCCAAAGGGCAAAUGGGGUCAAAUCAUUGUCUUUGGUCACGAUUUUGACACAAAAUUCGUCAUCUCUUCUUCUUGGUCCGACUUCUUAAAUAAAGUGGUUACUGAAUAUGAAAAUGAUGAGUAUCUUCUUGAUGAACGCGACGGAGAAAGCGAAAUUUGGUAUAAAACAAAAGACGGCCGUAUUCUAAGUUAUCUCGACGCUCUUAAAAAUAAGGCUUUAGCUCCUUACAGGAGACAACAACAACAACAACAACAACAAAAGGGUUUUAGAAGACCU
Messenger RNA from Ascoidea rubescens DSM 1968, 1011 nucleotides. Its product is annotated as SMI1/KNR4 family protein. The record is from RefSeq and is a predicted model, not a curated record. Gene Ontology annotation, biological process: regulation of fungal-type cell wall biogenesis; cell wall biogenesis. Gene Ontology annotation, cellular component: mating projection tip. The transcript has 3 exons. Lineage: Eukaryota; Fungi; Ascomycota; Saccharomycetes; Ascoideales; Ascoideaceae. The annotation marks the transcript as partial.